Molecule: messenger RNA, 246 nt
Organism: Cryptococcus wingfieldii CBS 7118
Lineage: Eukaryota; Fungi; Basidiomycota; Tremellomycetes; Tremellales; Cryptococcaceae
Exons: 2
Coding region: 1-246 (81 amino acids)
Source: RefSeq, a predicted model, not a curated record
AUGCCUUUAACUGACGCUCUUCAACCCCCACUCACUCCCGCCGAGAAAGCUGUCGUCAAAGAUUACGGCGGCUGGACCAACUUUAAUCACGCUAUGGGCCUCAAGCCGUACGACUCGGGAGAUGCGCAGGAGGCGGUAGCUAUUGCUAGGGCUUUUGCGCCGGAUUUUGCGCAGCAUCAGGCGAGUCAGAGCCAGGGGCAGGGGCAGGGGAAGCAGGGAGGUGGUGGUGGUGGGAAGAAGAAGUAA